Messenger RNA from Ictalurus furcatus (blue catfish), 8093 nucleotides. It is a transcript of the gene dip2ba, whose product is annotated as disco-interacting protein 2 homolog Ba. The coding region runs from base 244 to 4971 and encodes 1575 amino acids. NCBI's taxonomy places the organism in Eukaryota, Metazoa, Chordata, Actinopteri, Siluriformes, Ictaluridae. The record is from RefSeq and is a predicted model, not a curated record. The transcript has 38 exons.
UAACUACAUUGUACGCGGUGCAUACAGUCACGUGACCACUCGUCGGCGCGUUCCCACAGUAUGGCGGAGGGAGCAGUUGUUCGGAUGGAUUGUUACUCACGUUUGAAUACAUGGUUCGUGUCGUGACCUGGAGAGGGAUUUUAACCGACGAAACGUUUCAGAGAACUUGAGAAAAGAAAGAAAGAAAAAUAAAAAAAACCGGAAGACAAAAUAAAAACAACUUCACAGUCGUAUUUUCCCAGCAUGGCGGACCGCGGCGCCGAUUUGGCGGCUUUACCCAAAGAGGUGAAGGACCAGCUGGCGGAGUUGGAGCUCGAGCUUUCCGAAGGUGAUAUCACACAAAAGGGCUACGAGAAGAAAAGAGCUAAGCUGCUGGCCCCGUACAUACCACAUACCCAAAAUGUGGAUCCAGGCCUAAAGAGUAUCCACUUGGCUCCAGGCCCUGGUGUCGACUCCUCUCCCAGCCCAGACGCUGGACCCUCGGCCCCUCCACGGCAACACCGCUUGCACCGCAGCGGGGGGACCCGCGAUGACCGUUACAGAUCAGAUAUCCACACGGAAGCUGUACAGGCAGCUCUGGCCAAGCAUAAAGAGCAGAAGAUGGCGCUGCCCAUGCCCACUAAGCGUCGAUCUGCCUUCGUCCACGCCGCUGUGGAGAACUGCACCCCUCCUGACACGUCGUCCGCGUCGGAGGACGAAGGGUCUCUGCGCAGGCGUCAGGCUGCAGUGAGUGCGGUUCUCGCUCAGAGUCUGCAGAAUUCUGAGUUCUGGAUCAAUCGCUCAAUCCAGGGAUCAUCCACUUCAUCCUCGGCCUCGUCCACCCUGUCACACGGAGACGGCAGCAAGAACCACAUCCAGAAUACACUGGCAGAUGUGCUCGCACACACUCGCAUAGAAAGCAGCAAUGUUCCUCCUGAUGUGACGGCGUCCUCCGUGCCACAAGACAGAAACUCGCGGGUGGAAGUGAGUUCCAGUCCUGUAGUGAAGGGCAUGAGUCGCGGCAGCAACCGCUCCAGCAUGAUGGACACUGCAGACGGUGUUCCAGUGCACAGCAGAGUCUCGACCAAGAUCCAGCAGCUGCUUAACACGCUGAAGAGACCUAAACGUCCUCCACUCAGUGAAUUCUUCCUGGAUGACGCUGAGCACAUUGUGGAAGUCCCUCGGCCGGAUCCUAACACUCCGCGUCCUGAGGGUCGUCAGAUGAUUCCAGUGAAGAGUGAGCCCCUGGGCGUAGUGAGUAACUGGCCCCCGGCCCUGCAGGCAGCACUUGCCCGAUGGGGUGCCACACAAGCCAAGAGCCCAGCUCUCACAGCGCUGGACAUCACUGGCAAACCACUCUACACUCUCACCUAUGGUAAACUGUGGAGCCGUAGUCUGAAACUGGCAUACACACUCUUAAACAAACUGGGCACAAAAAACGAGCCUGUGCUCAAACCUGGAGACCGGGUGGCCCUGGUCUACCCUAACAGCGACCCUGGUAUGUUCUGGGUGGCUUUCUAUGGCUGUCUGCUGGCUGAAGUCAUUCCUGUUCCAAUAGAGGUGCCACUGUCUCAGAAGGAUGCGGGAAACCAGCAAGUUGGCUUUUUAUUGGGGAGCUGUGGGAUAGGUCUGGCUCUCACCAGUGAAGUGUGUCUUAAAGGCCUACCAAAAACACCUAGUGGAGAAAUACUCCAGUUCAAAGGAUGGCCUCGGCUCAGAUGGGUCGUCACCGACACCAAGUAUCUUACGAAACCUUCUAAAGACUGGCAGCCGCACAUCCCCACUGCUAACACUGACACAGCCUACAUCGAGUACAAGGCCAGUAAGGAAGGCACAGUGAUGGGGGUGGCUGUCUCGAAAAUCUCCAUGCUGACUCACUGCCAGGCUCUCACACAGGCCUGCAAUUACUGUGAAGGAGAGACUCUGGUCAAUGUUCUGGACUUCAAGAAAGACAUGGGCCUGUGGCACGGGGUCCUGACAAGUGUGAUGAACAGGAUACACACCAUCAGUGUGCCCUACGCUGUCAUGAAGGCCUGUCCUCUAUCCUGGGUGCAGCGAGUCCAUGUCAGCAAAGCACGUGUGGCCCUGGUGAAAUGUCGGGAUCUUCACUGGGCUAUGAUGGCUCAUCGAGACCAAAAGGACAUAAACCUAUCCUCCCUGCGCAUGCUCAUUGUAGCUGACGGUGCUAAUCCCUGGUCUGUGUCCUCAUGUGAUGCCUUCCUGAACGUGUUCCAGACUCAUGGCCUGAAGCCUGAGGUGAUUUGUCCCUGUGCCUCUUCUCCCGAGGCCCUGACUGUAGCUAUACGCAGGUCGGGUGUCCCAGGCGCUCCUCUUCCUGCCAGAGCCGUCCUGUCUAUGGGAGGACUGAGUCAUGGAGUGAUCCGUGUCAACACCGAGGACAAGAACUCGGCUCUGUCUGUGCAGGACGUGGGCCAUGUCAUGCCCGGAGCUCUGAUGUGUAUAGUCAAGCCAGACGGGCCUCCCAUGCUGUGUAAAACAGACGAGAUUGGCGAGAUUGUGCUGAACUCUCGGGCUGGUGGCACCAUGUACUACGGCUUACCAGGAGUCACCAAAAACACAUUUGAGGUUAUUCCUGUAAACUCAGGUGGAACUCCUAUUGGAGAGACACCUUUCACCCGUACAGGACUCUUGGGCUUUGUGGGUCCGGGCAGUUUGGUGUUUGUUGUGGGGAGAAUUGAAGGACUGCUCAUGGUCAGUGGACGCAGACAUAACGCAGAUGACCUGGUGGCCACAGCGCUGGCCGUAGAGCCGGUUAAAACAGUCUACAGAGGGAGGAUUGCAGUGUUCUCAGUCACUGUGUUCUAUGAUGAGAGGAUCGUGAUCGUGGCCGAGCAAAGACCCGAUGCCAACGAGGAGGACAGCUUCCAGUGGAUGAGUCGAGUACUCCAGGCUAUAGACACUAUCCAUCAAGUGGGCUUGUACUGUUUAGCAUUAGUCCCAGCCAACACUUUGCCCAAGACGCCUCUGGGUGGCAUCCACGUGUCUGAGACGAAGCACUGCUUUGUGGAGGGCUCCCUGCACCCUUGCAACAUCCUCAUGUGCCCUCACACCUGUGUGACCAACCUGCCCAAACCUCGGCAGAAGCAACCAGUGGGAGUAGGUCCAGCCUCCAUCAUGGUAGGGAACCUGGUGGCAGGGAAGAGGAUUGCCCAGGCUACAGGCAGGGAGUUGGGCAUCAUUGAUGAUCAGGACAUGUCCAGGAAGCAUCAGUUCCUGUCGGAGGCACUGCAGUCGAGAGCUCAGACUGACCCGGAUCAUGUCCUCUAUAUGCUCCUCAAUGCCAAGGGGGCAGCAGUGAGCACAGCCACAUGUUUGCAGCUUCACAAACGAGCUGAGAAGAUUACAGCAGCGCUGCUGGAGAAAGGAGGCAUUAACACUGGAGACAACGUGGUGCUGCUCUACCCUCCUGGCAUCGAUCUUAUUGCCGCUUUCUACGGCUGUCUGUACGCCGGCUGUAUACCAGUGACGGUCCGACCUCCUCACCCUCAGAACCUUGCGGCUACACUUCCCACAGUGCGCAUGAUCAUAGACGUGAGCAAAGCAGCUUGCAUCCUGACCACUCAGGCUCUCAUGAAGACUUUACGAUCUAAGGAAGCCGCAGCCAGCGUGAAUGUGAAGACGUGGCCCACUAUCAUAGAUACAGAUGAUCUUCCAAAGAAGCGGCCGCCUAACAUCUAUAAACCUCCCACACCCGAGAUGCUGGCUUAUCUGGACUUCAGUGUGUCCACCACUGGCAUGUUGACAGGCGUGAAGAUCUCUCAUGCUGCAGUGAGUGCUCUGUGUCGCUCCAUUAAGCUACAGUGUGAGCUGUACUCUUCCAGACAGGUGGCCAUCUGCCUCGACCCCUACUGUGGCCUUGGCUUUGUCCUCUGGUGCCUCUCCAGUGUGUAUUCAGGUCAUCAGUCCAUCCUGAUUCCCCCAAUGGAGCUGGAGGGCUCUCCUCCUCUGUGGCUGAGCACACUCAGUCAGUAUAAGAUCAGAGACACCUUCUGCUCCUACUCUGUCAUGGAGCUCUGCACCAAGAGCCUGGGCACACAGACCGAGCUUCUGAAGACGCGGGGUGUGAAUCUGUCAUGCGUGAGGAGCUGUGUUGUGGUGGCAGAGGAAAGGCCUCGGCUGGCGCUAACACAGUCCUUUUCCAAGCUGUUCAAAGACCUGGGCCUUUCGCCACGCGCAGUCAGCACCGCAUUCGGCUCCAGAGUCAACCUGGCCAUCGGCCUGCAGGGAACGGCUGGUCCAGAUCCUUCCACUGUUUACGUAGACAUGAAAUCCCUCCGCCACGACCGGGUGAGACUGGUGGAGAGAGGCGCUCCUCAGAGUCUGCCCCUCAUGGAGUCAGGAACUAUUCUUCCAGGAGUGCGAGUAAUUAUCGUGAAUCCAGAAACUAAGGGACCACUUGGGGACUCCCAUCUAGGCGAAAUCUGGGUGAACAGUCCUCACAACGCCAGCGGCUACUACACCAUUUAUGGCGAGGAGAACCUGCAGGCGGAUCACUUCAACACACACUUAAGCUUUGGCGAGACUCAGACACUGUGGGCCAGGACCGGCUAUCUGGGCUUCAUCAGGAGGACCGAGCUGCUGGACGCUACCGGAGAUCGUCACGACGCGCUGUUUGUGGUCGGCUCACUGGAUGAGACGUUGGAGCUGCGCGGUCUGCGCUAUCACCCCAUCGACAUCGAGACCUCAAUAUCACGGGCACAUCGCAGCAUUGCCGAGAGUGCCGUGUUCACUUGGACCAACCUGUUGGUGGUGGUGGCUGAGCUGAGCAGCUCUGAGCAGGAAGCUCUGGAUCUUGUGCCUCUGAUCACUGGAGUGGUUUUGGAGGAGCACCACCUGAUCGUGGGAGUGGUGGUUGUGGUAGACCCUGGCGUCAUCCCCAUCAACUCUCGCGGGGAGAAACAGCGCAUGCACCUGCGGGACUCCUUCCUGGCGGACCAGCUGGACCCCAUCUACGUGGCCUACAACAUGUGAGCUGACGGGAGCUGCUUCAGGUCAUCGGAAAUAAAAUGCCAGUCUUUCCCAAGCGGGGGGAGGGGGGCCAUCAGCUAAUCAUCUCCGUGCCUCUUGAUAACACGAGACGCGGUAUCAGACAGGCAGCAUCGUUUGCAGGAGGCGCUCCUUUUCUCCUUGUGCUAGACUAACAAGUUAACCCCGCCAUGUUUUUUAACUCGCAACUUUUACCGACAGCCAUUUUGAAGAGCACAAAGGCAAAAAAAAAAGUUGCAAGUUAUUGACUCCUUGCAGUUGCCUCUUCAGUAAGGCAGUCAGUACCACCGGCCCUAAAGACUUUGCGCUCUGGUUUGAGACCAGACAGAAGACUGGAGGGACUUACAUACAUAAGACUUGUCCUUGCACUUUAUUCCUCCUCCUUUUGAGCCUUUUUUUUUUUUUUGUGGGGGAGGGUGUCCUUAAUUUUUCAUUCUAGAAGUGCAAACAAAUUUAAAGAUUUAAACAUAUUUUGUCCAUCUGGGGAGAAAAAGGUCUGGUUUGGUGUAGUCUGAGAUCACAUUAUGCAUCAUUCAUGAGGGCAAAACACUGUCCUGAUUCAAGAGGGCUUCUGAAAACCCUCAUCGGUGCUCACUCUGAACUUCAAGCACCAGUUCUCCCUUGCUGGACAAAAACAUCAGAUGGACAUGGUUGAGUAUUAGCAGAAUCACCAGCGCCGUUGGCUGUGCUAGUUUGACACGCAGAAUUUGCUUAGUUCAUAUAUAUUUUGUCUUUUACUCAGAACUACUAGUUGUUUUAAAGUGGAAAGUGAAAGGUUUACAUCCAAACCUCUGUUUGCGCGCAUGAGAAUAGAUUUUAUAACUCGUAUUGCCAACAGUAAUGCACAGCAUUUGAUAACCAGUGUGAUUAAAUAGCUUUUAAAGGAUCCUCAUAGGAAGCACAAGACGAUUCGAACAUACUGGAUUUCUAUCUUGAAAUUUAUAUGCAGUGAACUAAUGUACACUUAGGGUCAAAUGAAAGUUUCAAGAUAAACUCCAUGCCUUAUGAAACCUGUGGAUAUUUUACUUUUAUAUGUAUGUUUUAUCCUUUUAUUUGUAUUGCUGUACUUAUACUUUGUACUGGUAUCAAAGGGACUGUGGACUGGUGAAAAUCUGGAAGGCUUCGUGUGUGUGUGUGUGUGUGUGUGUGUGUGUGUGUGUGUGUGGAUUAUUGUAGUGUCUCACUGGGUGUUACUGUAUAAUCAAACGGACAUGUCAUCACAGUCCCCUAAACUUGACUGAUCUCUCAUAAUUGAUGGGAAAAUUUCCUCAUCACUGGCUUCAAAAGAAGAAUUAUUAAAAAAACAAAUAAUAACUAUUUCACACAUUUGUCUCUGAGAAAAAUACUAUUAAGUUGCACGUUCUGUCUUUUAACUUUUGUGUGUUUUUGACAUUUUAGUUAAUGUGUGUGUGCACAUAUUACCCAUUCCAUCAUGAUGGCAGUAUUGUUGUUUUUUUUUAAAAAAAAAAAAAAAAAAAAGACUUUCCCUUUAUUGUUAAUGGAAAUGCCAAUAUUUAAGGAAUGAUUUUAGUUUUCCAGCUUUACAUCGCUUUACUGUUUACAUGCUGUUCAAUGUUCAUGUCUAUUUUAGCAUGGGGUCAUGUGACAUUUAACACCAGAAACAAUUGGAGCUCACUUCCUGGCAUUAUGAACACAUGCAAAUCCAUUUGUACAGUUUAAUCUGUGAGAGAAGAGGUUUUAUUCUGUGGACUCUUUACUGACAGCUGCUAAUUCUGGUCCACUCUGUUAAGGUAAACUGCAAACUGAUUUAUUCUGAGAACCGAACUUUAAUCUCCGUGCCCUUUAGGAGACUGUUCCGACGGACCGGUUUGAGGGGUUUUUUUUGUUUGUUUGUUUGUUUGGUUUUUUUUCUUUUGUUUUUUUUUGCAAAUCCAUUAAUUUCAAUGCAGAGCUGAAUGCCCAUUUAAUUAAACUUAUUAAAUAGACAAUGUGUUUGAAUGUAUUUUUUUUUCUCUAUUUCUGUUAAAGGUAAAAUGUGUGUCAUAAUACAUAAUUUAAUGACGUACAUAUGUGUAAGUAUGUCAAAGCGUAGUAGAUCUGUCUCAUUUCCUUCAUUUCUGAUCAUUUCUUUCCUCAAUACAAGCCAAGUAACCCAUUUUAAAAAAUAGAUAUAUAGAUAGAGAGGUAAAAAUAAAAAAUUCACAAAAAUACUCUGCUCUCAGGGGCACAUGGUGGCUUAGUAGUUAACGUGUUCACCUCACACCGCCAGGGUUGGGGGUUUGAUUCCUGCCGCAUCCCUGUGUGUGUGUGUGUGUGUGUGUGAGAGAGAAGUUUGCAUGUUCUCCCAGUGCUGCAGGGGUUUUUCAGUAUAUUUUCUUUUUACCCAGACACGAUCUUGGAUGGAUGCACCUUUAGCACUCAACUGUGUGUAGGACUAUAAAUCUUAACGCCUCUGUACAUCCUUCUAUUAUUUUCCAUUUUUGUAAAAUGAAAUAAAGUAAAACUAAAGGUACCUGUUCACUUAAAUAAUAUCAAUAAUGAUGAUUUAUAGUUCUAACUGUUCAAUAAAUCUGAAGUCGAAAUAAUUAUUGACUAUUGACAUCAAACAAAUGCAUUAAAAAUGAAUUAAGGAAUGUUGGUGAAUUUUAACUGGAACUGCAUAAAAUCAAAAUUAAUUUGGCAGCAAUCGCACAUAACAUACAGGUAAAUUUACCAUAGGGGUGGCUGUGGCUCAGGUAGUAGAGCGGGUUGUCCAUUAAUCGUAGGGUUGGCGGUUCGAUUCCCGGCCCACAUGACUCCACGUACCGAAGUGCCCUUGGGCAAGACACUGAAUCCCAAGUUGCUCCCGAUGGCAAGUUAGCGCCUUGCAUGGCAGCUCUACCAUUGGUGUGUGUGAGAAUGGGUGAAUGAGAUACAGUGUAAAGCGCUUUGGAUAAAAGCGCUAUAUAAGUGUACCAUUUAUCAUAUAAGUUUACAGUUCCUGAGGAUAUCUGUUGCCAUGCCGACCCAUACUCUACAUUAUCUAUCAGGGAAAGAGACCACAGCACGCCAGAUGUAAUUGAUUAGAUUAGAUUAUUCUCACUAGACAAUAACAUUGACAUGUGACCGUGUAUGUGCACUGCUAUGAGUGUACUGGGUGCUGCAGU